Molecule: messenger RNA, 354 nt
Organism: Adineta steineri
Lineage: Eukaryota; Metazoa; Rotifera; Eurotatoria; Adinetida; Adinetidae
Source: the annotation of a GenBank genome assembly
AUGAAUAAUCCAAACAAAUCCUAUCUUCAAAUAUUUUGCUCAAUUCGAGCAACGGGAGCAACUGGAGCAACUGGAGUGACGGGAGCAACAGGAGCCACUGGAGCAGCUGGAAUGACGGGAGCAACAGGAGUAACAGUACGAUACCCCUCAAAUAUUUUCUUAACUAUACAACGAAUCUCAUGAGAUAGUAAUAUGAACGCAAGUCAUAUUGCAAAUGAACAGUUUGAAGGAUGGUAAUGGUCAAAUACUAUUUUCAGUGUAAAACCAAAUGCAUGAGGUACGGAUAUGGAUGCCGAUGACAUUGUAUUUCAAUAGUUCAUAGCAAGAUUGUUUUCAAAUAUAUACAUCAAUUGA